AUGACACUGCUGCCCAGCACAGGGGACCAACAUCAUCUCCAAGAAAUGACCAACAUCUCCACCGUGACUGAGUUCCUCCUCCUGGGGUUCUCUGACAUCCUGGAGCUGCAGCUGCUCCAUGCCAUGCUGUUCCUCCUUUUCUACCUAGUAGCCCUUCUGGGGAAUCUUCUAAUUGUUGCUGUAACCACUCUCGAUCAGCGUCUCCACACCCCCAUGUACUUCUUUCUCAAGAACUUGUCCUUCAUAGACCUCUGCUAUAUUUCUACCACGGUACCCAAAUCCAUUGUCAUCUCUUUGACCGGUGACAGCUCCAUCUCCUUUCUGGGUUGUGUCUCACAGCUCUUCCUAGUGGUCUUGUUUACCGGUUCAGAGAUUUUUGUCCUCACCACAAUGUCUUAUGACCGCUAUGCUGCCAUUUGCUCCCCCCUGCUGUAUGAGCUCAUCAUGAACAAAACAGCCUGUAUGCGCAUGGCAGCAGCUUCAUGGCUCAGUGGGGGUCUGGUUGGAGUCUUUCUUUCAACUUCCACCUUCUCAUUGACUUUUUGUGGGUCCAAUAUUGUUGAGCAGUUCUUCUGUGAUGUCCCCCCUCUGCUGAAGAUCUCCUGCUCUGAAGUCCACAUUGCCAUUGACGUGAGUGUAGCUGCUGGGUUACUCUUAGAUGCCAUCUGCUUCACCUACAUCACCCUCUCCUACGUCUUCAUCUUCUCGGCCGUGCUGAGGAUGCCGUCCUCCGAGGACCGAGCCAAAGCCUUCUCUAUCUGCCUGCCCCAUCUCACUGCCAUCAUCAUUUUUUUCUUUACCGGAUUCUUUGCCUAUCUUACACCACCUUCAGACUCGCCCUCGGGUCUGGAUCUGCUGGUUUCUGUGUUCUACACUGUGGUGCCCCCCACUGUGAACCCCCUUAUCUACAGCCUGAGGAACAGGGACCUGAAGUCUGCCCUGGGCAGGAUCCUAAGGGGACAUUCCCCCAGCAUCCAUUCUGGAACAACAUGUCUGUGUCAAUGUACUAAUAGUCCCCUACCCUCAAUAAAAGGAGGAAUUGCCAUUAAGCAUAUCCAUAUAUAUUCCACUGAACGAGAGGCCCAGAAACAAUUUGUCAAGGCCUGGGAAAUUGGCUGA
Messenger RNA from Tachyglossus aculeatus (Australian echidna), 1119 nucleotides. RefSeq names its product olfactory receptor 14A16-like. Gene Ontology annotation, cellular component: membrane. Gene Ontology annotation, biological process: G protein-coupled receptor signaling pathway. Gene Ontology annotation, molecular function: olfactory receptor activity; odorant binding; G protein-coupled receptor activity. Lineage: Eukaryota; Metazoa; Chordata; Mammalia; Monotremata; Tachyglossidae. The record is from RefSeq and is a predicted model, not a curated record.